Molecule: messenger RNA, 766 nt
Organism: Salvelinus fontinalis (brook trout)
Lineage: Eukaryota; Metazoa; Chordata; Actinopteri; Salmoniformes; Salmonidae
Exons: 4
Coding region: 32-766 (244 amino acids)
Source: RefSeq, a predicted model, not a curated record
CUUUCUGUCAGUUUGACUCUCUUCAUCUAACAUGCAGUUGCUGUAUUCUGUUUUGUUCCUGACCAUAAUUAUGGGUGUCAGUUGUGAAGACCUCACUCCACUCAAGAAAGAAGAGUACUGUUUAGAGGGAACCCCUGUUAUCCUAUCUUACAACUACUCCAGAAAAGCUACUGCUGGAGAUGAAUUCUAUUGGUAUCGACAGGACACAGCACAAAGGCCAGAGUUACUCCUGUACAUGUCAGGUUCAGAGUUUAUAAAGAAAGCAGAUCCUUUGAACACUCGAAUAUCUGCAAAACUGAACAAAGAGAAGACCCGUGUUGAUCUGGAGAUCUCCUCUGUUGAAGUGACAGACUCUGCUCUGUUCUACUGUGCUCAGCUGGUGCUUAUUCUACACAUCCUGCAAUCUACAAUGUUGUUCUGUUCUCUAUUACUCUUCUUUGACUUGAUAGGUGUCAGAUCUGAACAGGUAUUAACGCCCUACACUGAUGUAGAAGUGGCUUCAGAAAGGGACAGAGUUAAACUCUCUUGUAACUACUCCUCUGGUGACACUCUUCAAUGGUAUCGACAAUAUCCCAAAUCAGCACCACAGUUACUGGUUAUGGAGUAUGCGGAUAUUACACCAGGGUUCAGUCUAAAUCAUGACAAAAAAGAUAAACGUGUGGAUCUGGAGAUCUCCUCUGCUGAAGUGACAGACUCUGCUCUGUACUACUGUGCUCUGAGGCCCACAGUGACAGGAAACUCAGAAACACUGUACAAAAACCUAUAA